UUCAGCAGUCAAUAUGGGAAUCGGUAGGUUCAUGGAAGACCACACGGAUAAAACGGAAUAAAACCGCUCCCAAGACUAUUUUCAAAAAGGGACGAGCAUAAAAUUCAAAGGCCCGUUUAAAAGGAUUCUUCUGGUUUAGGCUGUUUGCUUAGAAAACAAAGUCAAGCCCUAAGAGGAGGGGCCAGAUAAAGAGGUAAACAGGGGGAGAAGCAGCGAGGAGCGAGAGUAAGGGAGACAGGUGGCCGAGGGGAGGAGGAGGGGAGCUGUCCUGAGCGCUCGCACCGGUGGCCGCACGGCUGAGCGCGGGACGCAAGCGGCCGGGAAGGCGGGCGCGUCCAGAUUGCUGGGAUCACCGCCCAGUAGCGCACAGGGGAAGACUCGGACCGGAAAAGGGCAUGCGAUGGGAACGGACUGAUUCUACAGUUUCCCUUUCUCCUCAAAUAACUCACCAAGGAAAUCACACUGAGAAGACGGGGGGAAAGGAAAGGAAAUGGGAAAGAGCUUCCGGGAGCCGCCAGCGCCGCCUCGGGACACACUCCCGCACCUCGGACUCCUGCCCCAGAUGGCCCACAGCCCAGGACCCAGGCCUCGUGAGGUCCACCUCGCCCGAACCCGCGCAGCGGCCUCUGCGCCUGCGCAGGGGCUGGCCUCCGCGUUCGCGCGCCACGCCCACCCCCGAGCUGCCCAGUACCUGGUAUGUAUCAAUUUUUAAAGCAACUGUAAAAGAUGACAUGCAAAAAUUUAAAACUGCGAUGAAAACUAUGGGACCAGCAAAACUUGAAGUACCUUCUCCAAAGGAUUUCCUGAAGAAACACUCAAAGGAAAAAAUUCUACCACCCAAAAAAAAGUUUGAAUGGAAUGAGCGCAGAAAGCCACCUGUGCCAUUGAGGACUGACCAUCCAGUCAUGGGAAUACAGAGUGAAAAAAAUUUUAUAAAUACAAAUGCAGCUGAUGUCAUUAUGGGAGUGGCUAAAAAGCCUAAACCAAUUUAUGUUGACAAAAGAACUGGAGACAAGCAUGAUCUUGAAACUUCAGGACUGGUUCCAAAGUACAUAAAUAAAAAGGAUUAUGGUGUCACACCUGAAUAUAUAUGUAAGCGAAAUGAGGAAGUAAAGAAAGCCCAAGAAGAAUACGAUAACUAUAUCCAGGAAAACCUCAGGAAAGCAGCUAUGAAAAGGCUAUCUGAUGAAGAAAGGGAAGCGGUUCUGCAGGACUCAGAAAAAAGUAAAUGCCCUUCUGGAUUUCAAAUCUGGUGUCACUGAGUGACUGCUCAGAACAACUCAGCACAUAGACUGAAUCACUCCUUCAAUAAAAAUUAAUAUUGGCACAAGUUCAAGAACUACCAACUGUCAGAAGAUUAGUAUAUUCUUUUGUUGGGGGAAACACAUUAAAUGAAACCGCCUACCCUGGCCAGGCACAAUUACCAUAUCUGUGAGUUAUUUUAUGACAGGAGGUCCUGGUGAGGAACAUGUAACUAACAAGCCACCACCAACUGGAAGAACUGGGGAAAUGUCAAAAGAAGACUCCAUGUCCUACCACCUCCCAGAAUUCUUGCUGGCAUCCACCUUGACUGAGCCAUGUGUGUGCCACCAAGGAAUGAUUACCCAGAGAAAACCCGGAAACUAAUCCCAUCACCAUAAAACCUGAGACUAUGUGCCACGUUGCAGAGCAGUUCUCCUGGGUUCCCUCACCCUCCUGCUCUCCACCCAGGUGCCCCUUCCCAAUAAGGUCUCUUGGUUUGUCAGCACAUGUGUGUCUUUGGACAAUUCAUUUCUAAGUGAUAGACAAGAGCCCAUUUUCAGGCCCGGGAAUCAGUUCCCCUUCCUGCAACACUUUCAGGACAAAAGCCUUUAGCCUGGUAGAGAAUUCAGGUAACCAUAAAUAUUUGCAUUUUCACCAUGGUAGUGAAACUAGACAAUUUCAGAAUUGAAAAUGGAGGAACCUCCAACUAAAAAGUGGAUCAAGAGAAGGACUGAAAAAUGCAAGUAUAUUUACUGGUUAUUAACUUUGCAAAGAUGUAGUCCUUAUCCUUAUAGCUUCUUCAAAGGAGUAUCAGAAAAUGGACAAUCUAAGCUAAAAUACCAUUUUUUGUGUGAAAAAUUCCAUUAUUUUAAUGAUUUUCUUUUUUUUUUUUUUUUACUGUAUCCACUCUCAUACCAGUUCCACCUUGUCCCUAGAUUAUAACUGUCCCUGAUUGGUCACCCUACACCCAUCUUAAAAAGGCAGUUACUGUGUCAUUUUCCCAUCAGAUAACAUUAUAAACAUUUGGUCACACACUGUCACAGCAUCUCAAAGUAACACCUUACAGUUUUAUAGCAUUUUUCAAAGGAUUCUCUCGCAUGUCACCUCACGUUAAUCUCAUCUUCACAUCCAGUAGAGCAAAAAAAAAAAAACAAAAAAACAAACUUCAUAUGCAGUAUUGUCCUUCUUACUGAUGAGAAAAUUGAGGCAUAUUGUUGGAUGUAAUUGGCUUAGCCUUAUUAUCUAACUUCAUAUGGAUUAUUACUAAAAAAAAUCAGAAUCGUUGUCUAAAGCCAUUGCAGUAGAUGCAUAACAGAAAUCUGAGAUUUAAAAAGAAUUUUUGCCUCUUGGUCCUCAUAUUAGGAUUAAGAAUAAAGUCAGGAUGGAUGAUGUUAUUCUUGGGUAUUGGUUUUGGCAAAUGCGAUUUGUGAUGUCAAAUGUAUACUGUAUUACAUUAAUGUAGUCCAAAGUAGAGAAGCAUAAUUAGAUCACCCAAAAUGUUAUCAAAAUAUACAAAGGUAAUAAAUAAAAUGAAUUCAAUUUUAACAAA
This is a messenger RNA of Bubalus bubalis (water buffalo), 2791 nucleotides long. It is a transcript of the gene ENKUR, whose product is annotated as enkurin, TRPC channel interacting protein. Bases 396 to 1262 code for a protein of 288 amino acids. Gene Ontology annotation, molecular function: calmodulin binding. NCBI's taxonomy places the organism in Eukaryota, Metazoa, Chordata, Mammalia, Artiodactyla, Bovidae. The record is from RefSeq and is a predicted model, not a curated record. The transcript is spliced from 5 exons. Gene Ontology annotation, cellular component: acrosomal vesicle.